GUUUCUCUACCAACAGGAACACGUGUACGCGCCACAGUGGCCCGCGUCCAGCGCCGCUCUCCUCGGCCACCAACUCCCCAGUCGCCUCCCGCCCCAACGACCGAGAGCUGCCUCUACGGCGGCAGCGGCGGCGCCGGCGACGAUCAGCUCAGCUCACCAACCCCGAAGCUUCCUCCGCUUCUUCCGGUGUCUACAACCAUGUGGAUGACCGGGAUUAGUUGGGAGCAUUUCAAUCAAUCAAUCAAUCCAACCAAGUCCUAGUUAAUUCGCCUCGGGAUCCGCCAUGUCCACCGGCGACGACGACAACCACGGCGAUCCGCUGCAGCAGCAGCCGGAGGAGGAGGACGGCGGCGGCUAUGGCGAUGUCGCCGUCGGCGGGGGGUUGUUUAGUGUCCCCGGUUACGAGUGGGCGGACGUGGCGGCGCUGGGGCCGGACGUGGCCGGCCGCGCCGUGCGCGUGCGGGGCGCGGCCCACGCGGUGCGCGCCGUGGGGCGGCGCGUCGCGUUCCUCGUGCUGCGGCAGGGGUCGUCCACCGUGCAGUGCGUCGUGGGUGGCGGCGGCGGCGGCGGCGGAGGAGGAGACGCCGGGGUGGCGCGGUUCGCCGCCGGGCUGAGCCGGGAGUCGGUGGUGGACGUCGCCGGCGUCGUCUCGUUGCCGCGGGAGCCCGUCCGCGGCACCACGCAGCAGGAAGUGGAGAUCCAGGUGAAGAAGCUGUACUGCAUCAGCAAAGCGACUCCGAAUCUCCCCAUCAGCGUCGACGACGCGGCGCGAAGCGAGGAAGACGUCGUGAAGGCCAAGGCUGCCGGCGAGCAGCUCGUUCAUGUCGGGCAGGACAAGCGCUUGGACUUCAGAGUGAUCGACCUGCGCACACCUGCAAACCAGGCGAUUUUUCGUGUCCAAUGCGAAAUCGAAAACAUCUUCAGACAAGUGCUGCUGUCAGAAGGUUUCGUUGGCAUCCACACGCCGAAGCUGAUCGGCGGGUCCAGUGAAGGCGGCGCGGCGGUGUUCAAGCUGGACUACAACGGCCAGCCGGCCUGCCUGGCGCAGUCGCCUCAGCUCCACAAGCAAAUGGCAAUUUGUGGUGGAUUCGAGCGUGUGUUCGAGGUUGGCCCCGUGUUCAGGGCAGAAGACUCCAACACGCACCGGCAUUUGUGUGAGUUCGUUGGACUUGACAUGGAAAUGGCAAUCAAAGGCCACUACUCUGAGGUUUGUGAUGUUGUGGAUAGGCUGUUUGUUGCUAUGUUUGAUCAUCUGAACAAGAACUGCGCCAAGGAACUUGAGGCCAUUAACAGGCAGUAUCCGUUCAAACCUUUGAAGUACUUACCCAAGACACUGCGCAUUGAGUAUGACGAAGGCAUCCGGAUGCUCAAGGAAGCUGGGGUCCACGUGGAGGCCAUGGGAGACCUCAACACAGAGUCUGAGAAGAAGCUGGGCGAGCUGGUUCAUACCAAGUAUGACACUGAUUUCUACAUGCUCUGCCGGUACCCGUCGGCGGUGAGGCCAUUCUACACCAUGCCCUGCUCCGACGACCCACGCUACAGCAACUCCUUCGACGUGUUCGUCCGAGGGGAGGAGAUCAUCUCGGGAGCGCAGAGGGUGCACGUCCCGGAGGUCCUGGCACGACAGGCGGAGGAGCGGGGGAUCGACGUCGGCAGCAUCGCCGCCUACGUCGACGCGUUCAGGUACGGCGCGCCGCCGCACGGCGGGUUCGGCGUCGGGCUGGAGAGGGUGGUGAUGCUCUUCUGCGGCCUCGGCAACAUCAGGAAGGCUUCUCUCUUCCCACGCGACCCCAGGAGGCUGAACCCCUGAAAACAAAAAAACACAACCAACUAUCCACCCCAAAACCAACUGGUUUCUUUCAUGUUUGUAUUUUGCGUGGCAAGAAUUCUAUCUGAACACAAACAUUCGAUUCAGGAAUCCAUUCAUCUCGAA
This is a messenger RNA of Oryza sativa Japonica Group (Japanese rice), 1933 nucleotides long. The record is from RefSeq and is a predicted model, not a curated record. NCBI's taxonomy places the organism in Eukaryota, Viridiplantae, Streptophyta, Magnoliopsida, Poales, Poaceae.